Molecule: messenger RNA, 2299 nt
Organism: Entamoeba invadens IP1
Lineage: Eukaryota; Evosea; Mastigamoebida; Endamoebidae
Exons: 1
Source: RefSeq, a predicted model, not a curated record
AUGUUUUAUUUUCUUAACAAAAAACAAAAGAAACUCUAUCUCUAUACACUCAUGAUUUUAUUGCUGACUCUGGUAAUUGAAGUUUUAUCGGAGUGUCCUUUUCAAGUGGAUUCUUUUGGAUGUAUCUACGCAACAAACCCAUCACUUUGCUACAACGAUUUAAACGUUACUACCUAUUUUUGUGUAGCUGAAAACGGGUUUGCCAACGCGAAUUUAAACAAUGUUUUUUUCAACACUACAAACCCCCUUAUAUUAAAAAAUUCGGCGUUUGUUGGGAAUGUUUUAACUAGUUUCGAAAGUGUGUCAGGCUUUUCUAUAAUUGGAGAGUCGGUUUUUGAAAAAACGUUUCUUGUCAAAAUUGAUUUAACAGGGUUACAACACAUUUCUCAACGUGCCUUUUAUGGGUGUCCUGGUCUUACCACAGUGACUGGGUUGGAAAGUGUUACAAUAGUUGGUGAUAGUGCGUUUUCCACAUGCAAUUCCAUUGACAAUUUGGUGUUUAAAAAAAAGGUUUCAAUUAUGGAUUACGCGUUUUACAUGUGUUCCAGUUUGCAAAGCAUUCAAUUUGAAAGUGGUGUGUCAUCUUUUGGUAAUUACAGUUUCACGCAAACAUCAAUUUCAGAAAUUGACAUGAAAGGUGGUCAAUUAGUAGGGGAUAACGCAUUUGCUAAUUGUCAAAAUUUGAAGACACUUAAAAACACGGAGGGAAUACUAUCAAUCAUGAACGGCUCGUUCAGUAAAUGUGGUGCGAUAACAGACUUCAAUUUUCCAAAUAUUGUGGAAAUUGGGAAUUAUGCUUUUGAAAGUUGCAACAAUAUGAUGUUUCUCCAUUUGCCAGCGACUUUGACUACAUUAGGAGAAGACUGGAUUAAAGGUGUUACAAAUCUGAAAGCAAUAUUUUUCCAUGGAAACGAAGACAUUUUGUACUAUGUCACACCAAUUGAACAACUCGUGUUUGUGGGUCAAAACUACUCAAAUGAAACGUUUUCUGGAAAAGUCGUCACAAAAACUAAUUGCUCGUCUUCACAAUGGGUUAACACAUAUGGAAAUGACUGUAAACCAUGUGAAGGGGAAGUUAACAGUUACGAUGGUGUUUCGAAUGUAUGUGGUUACAACGGAACAUGUGGAGAUAACUGUGGGUUGUGCAAUUCAAGUAUUUUAUGCGAAAGGUGUAUGAAUGGUUUCGUGUUUGAAAAUGGGGAGUGUGUAAGCCCCAUCAUUGAAUGUUCUUCGAUAAAUCCAUUUUGUGAAGAAUGUGAUAAGGAUGGAUGUACGAUGUGUGCAAUUGGGCAUUAUGUGAGUGGCGGGACUUGUGAUAAUUGUAUCAGUUUUUGUGAUGUGUGCAAUUCAAAUAGCACAUGUAAGAAUUGUUCAGAAAACAUGUACUACGUUGACAACAUCUGUACUUCAUGUACAGAUGGAUUUUAUAUUGAAGAUGACAAGUGUUAUCGUUGUUCAGAACAUUGCAUGAAAUGUGAAGAUAAAGAAGAGUGUCUGACGUGUUUUGAGGGCUUUUAUUUGAAAGAAGAAAAGUGUGCAAAUUGUGCUGAGAGAGGGUGUUUGAAUUGCAGUAUAAAUGCUUGUAGUCAAUGUUUGGAUGGUUAUGGACUUUACAAUAACAAAUGUAUUUCUUGUAGUUUGUCAAAUUCGAUAUGUGUUUCAUGUUCUUCUGAUAAUUUGGACCACAUGUGUUGGUCAUGUACAAAUGGGUAUUGGGAAGAGAAUGGGAAAUGCGUGACUUGUGAAAACUGUGGAGAAGAUGGGUGCGACAAAACAACACAGAAGUGUUUUAAUUGCAAAGAAGGGUAUGUCAAGAAGCUGAAUGGAGACUGUGUAAUUAAUGAAAAUUGUACAGCACAAGAUACAAGUGGGUAUUGCUCUAAAUGCAAAAAUAGUCAUGUUCUUGUAUUCAAAGAGUGUUAUUUGAUUUCAACGAAUACCAACGAAGAAACAAUCGAAUACGAUGGAUUUUUGAUUUCAAAAAAGGACGCACACUGUCAAAAGAUACUUGGAAAGUCGUGUUAUGAGUGCGAAGAUGGAUUUUAUCCAUUUGAAUCGUUGUGUGUGAAAUGUGAAGAUAUGUACGCAAAUUGCAACGCAUGUGGAGUGAACAUUCAUGCGAACAUUAAGGAAUGUGUUUGUGUCUCAUGUAACACUGGGUAUUUCCCCGAGGUUUCAUGCAAACAUUCCAGCUUAAUUGAUGGGUGUGUAGACUGCACAACAACACGAGAGGGUCUUUGGCAAAACAAUCGAAAGUGUCUUGAAUGUGCGAAUGGAUAUACACUCAACAACGGGUUUU